Messenger RNA from Nerophis lumbriciformis (worm pipefish), 3831 nucleotides. Lineage: Eukaryota; Metazoa; Chordata; Actinopteri; Syngnathiformes; Syngnathidae. The record is from RefSeq and is a predicted model, not a curated record.
AUGGCUACCCAUUCGACAGAAGAGCCGUUCCCCUUUCACGGGCUGCUUCCCAAAAAGGAGACAGGCGCCGCCAACUACCUAAGCCGGUUUCCUGAGUGUGAUGGCCGAGGGGUUCUCAUUGCGAUUAUGGACACGGGCGUCGACCCAGGGGCGCCCGGCAUGCAGGUGACAACUGAUGGGAAACCAAAGAUUGUUGAUAUCAUUGAUACAACAGGCAGUGGUGACGUGAACAUGUCCACAGUGGUGGAACCGAAAGAAGGGACAAUAACUGGCCUCUCUGGUAGAAUAUUGAAGAUCCCUCCUGCUUGGGUCAACCCAUCAGGGAAGUAUCACAUUGGAGUUAAAAAUGGCUAUGAGUUCUUCCCUAAGGCCCUUAAAGAAAGAAUACAGAAAGAGAGAAAGGAGAAAAUGUGGGACCCAGCACAUAGAGCAGCAUUAGCUGAAUGCUGUCGCAGGACAGAGGAGUUUGAUCUCUCACACCCAACUCCAUCACAGGCAGAAAAGUUAGAGAAGGAAGAGUUGCAAAGUCAAUCAGAGCUGCUGGUUUCUUUAGAAAAAAAAUACAGUGAUCCUGGCCCUGUAUAUGACUGUGUUCUUUGGCAUGAUGGUGUCACCUGGAGGGCUGUAAUGGACACCUCUGAGUGUGGUGAAUUGUCACAGUGCAUUGUCCUGAGCUCCUACAGAGAGUCACAAGAGUAUGCAACUUUAGGAAAUGCUGAAAUGCUGAACUACUCCGUCAAUAUUUAUGAUGAGGGAACCACACUCUGCAUUGUCACUAGUGGAGGAGCUCAUGGGACACAUGUUGCAAGCAUCGCAGCAGGGUACUUUCCAGAAGAACCAGAGCGUAAUGGGGUAGCACCUGGCGCUCAAAUCUUAGCUCUGAAGAUUGGAGACACCCGACUCAGUACAAUGGAAACUGGCACAGGACUUAUUCGAGCGAUGAUUGAAGUGAUCAACUACAAGUGUGACCUGGUUAACUACAGUUAUGGGGAAGCCACCCACUGGCCCAAUUCAGGGAGGAUUUGUGAGGUUAUCACAGAGGCUGUCCAAAAGCACAAUGUCAUAUUUGUUUCAAGUGCAGGUAACAAUGGCCCCUGCCUCUCCACAGUUGGGUGUCCUGGAGGAACCACCAGCAGUGUCAUUGGGGUUGGAGCCUAUGUGACCCCAGACAUGAUGGUGGCUGAGUAUUCCCUGAGGGAGAAGCUGCCCCCCAAUCAGUACACCUGGUCCUCCAGGGGCCCCAGUACAGAUGGAGCACUGGGGGUCAGCAUAAGUGCCCCUGGUGGGGCUAUUGCAUCUGUCCCCAACUGGACACUGCGUGGUACCCAGCUGAUGAAUGGCACAUCUAUGUCAUCCCCCAAUGCCUGUGGAGGCAUUGCUCUCAUCCUCUCUGGAUUAAAGCAGCAAGGGAUACACACCUCUGUUCCUGGAGUGAGGCGAGCACUGGAAAACACAUCGCUGAAGGUUGAUGACAUUGAGGUGUUUGCACAGGGCCAUGGAAUCAUUCAGGUGGACAGGGCAUUAGACUACCUCAUACAAAACGCCUCCUUACCCACCAGGUAUCUGGGUUUCUCAGUCACUGUGGGUACACAGAGGGGCAUCUACCUCAGGGAACCAGCGCAACUUUUGUCCCCCUCAGACCACGGAGUAGGAAUAGAACCGAUCUUCCCAGAAAACACAGAAAACACUGAGCGGAUAUCAUUGCAGCUACAUUUGGCCCUCACAUGUGCAGCACCAUGGGUUCAGUGCCCAGCUCAUUUAGAGCUGAUGAACCAAUGUCGUCAUGUCAAUGUCCGUGUAGAUCCAUUGGGCCUGCGGGAAGGCGUCCACUACACGGAGGUAUGUGGCUAUGACACAGCGGCGCCUGGUUGUGGGCCACUGUUUAGAGUCCCCAUCACAGUUAUUAUUCCCACCAAGGUAAAUGAGAGUCGAAACUACGAGCUGUGCUUCAAAGAUGUUCACUUCAGACCAGGACAGAUAAAACGCCACUUUAUCACUGUGCCUCAGGGAGCCUCCUGGGCAGAGAUCACGCUGACUUCUCAUUCUGGAGAUGUGUCCUCAAAGUUCGUUUUGCAUGCGGUGCACCUCGUCAAACAGAAAGCGUACCGAGCAAAUGAAUUCUACAAGUUCUCGUCACUCUUGGAAAAAGGCUCAUUAACUGAGGCCUUCUCUGUGCUGUCAGGCAAGGUUGUUGAACUGUGCAUUGCACGUUGGUGGGCAAGUCUGGGAGAUGUCACAGUGGACUACAACAUCUCAUUUCACGGGCUCCAUGUUUCUCCUUCACCACUGCACAUUCAUGCGUCAGAGGGUGUUACAAAUUUUGAUGUGUCAUCGCCGUUGAGGUAUGAGGAAGUGUCUCCGACUAUCACCCUCAAGUCUUGGGUUCAGCCUCUCAGGCCCAUAAAUUCAAAGAUAAAGCCAUUGGGACGGAGGGAUGUUCUGCCUAACAACAGACAACUUUACGAGAUAAUUCUCACCUACAGUUUUCACCAGCCAAAGAGUGGUGAGGUCACCCCCAGCUGCCCAUUGCUGUGUGAACUGCUAUAUGAGUCUGAGUUUGACAGUCAGCUGUGGAUGCUAUUUGAUCAAAACAAAAGACUACUAGGGUCAGGGGAUGCCUAUCCACAUCAGUAUUCUCUCAAGUUGGAAAAGGGCGACUACACAGUGCGCCUGCAGGUGCGCCAUGAGUUGUCCAGUGAGCUAGAGCGCCUUAAAGACCUGCCGUUUGUUGUCUCCCAUCGUCUAUCUGCCACCCUCAGCCCCGAUGUCUACGAGACACACCGCGUGGCGCUCAUGGCCAAGAAGAAAGCAAAUUCUGUCACUUUGUCACCAGGGUCCUCACAAAAUUUCUAUGUCACAGCCUUGCCAGAUGACAAGAUUCCCAAAGGUACAAGUCCAGGAUGCUAUCUUUCAGGGUCUCUUGUUGUGGCGAAGAGUGAAUAUGGCAAGAAAGCAGGGCAGUCCUCUGCAAAACGACAAAGAAAGUUUAAAAAGGAUAUUGUUUCAGUCAUCUACCACUUAAUCCCCACACCCAACAAAGCAAAGAAUGGAGGGAAGGAGAAAGAUAAGGAUGCUGACAAAGAAAAAGACCUCAAAGAGGAGUUUGCUGAAGCGAUGAGAGAUUUGAAAAUUCAGUGGAUGACAAAGUUGGAUUCCUGCUCACUCUAUGAUGAGCUGAGGGAAAAGUACUCUGAUUAUCUUCCACUGCAUGUUCAAAGAUUACAUCAGUUGGACUCUGAAAAGGAGCGUGCGAAACGUCUUGGAGACGUGGUCUCAGCAGCUGACAUGGUUAUCUCCCACAUUGACCAGACAGGACUGGCUGUUUACUUCACCAUGAAAACGGACCCUCGACCUGAUGCUGCUUCAAUUAAGACUGAUAUGGAGAAGCAGAGGUCAUCCCUGCUGGAUGCGCUGUGCAGGAAGGGCUGCGCUCUGGCCGACCAGCUCGUGACCGUCGCACCUCAGGAUAGCGCCGGCGCUGUUGCCACAGCCCAAGCCAACACCGAAGAAGUUGGUGAAAAGGAGGCGAGUAGUUCUGACGAUGCACCGCAGAGCUUAGCCAACAGUCUUACGGAAACCUUUUGGGAGGUCCAGAAGUGGGCAGAGCUGACAGACUCGAAGGUGCUGAUGUUUUCCUACAAACACGCCCUUGUGAACAAAAUGUAUGGCAGAGCCUUAAAAUAUGCUUCCAAGAUGGUAGAGGAGAAGCCAAGCAAAGAGAACAUGAAGAAUUGCAUCCAACUCAUGCGGCACCUCAAAUGGAUGCACUGUGCCACCUUUACUGAAAACUGGCUUCCGGUUAUGUACCCUGCAGACUACAGUCCCUUCUAG